CGUUCUUUACCCUCAUCUCAGACCUUUCACAACCGACUGCACCACUUUCAUCACUGUGCUUGUUACAAUACGCAUCCACUAGGCAGCAACACACCCCGACCCUCGAUUGACUUUCACUAGACCAUGGUCGACUCAACGCGGAUUAUGGAAGAGAUCAUGCUCAUGCAAACAUUCCCACAAACAUCCUUGAGAUCCUUGAGGGAGGAGACAAACCACAGACCUGCCAUUUGAACUCAGACUCAAGAUAUACCAUCUCAAUCUCACCGACCACCUGAAACUCGAAAACAUGACCUCAAACAGCAUACAUGUACGACCGACAGACCUCAACCCUCCCUCCGACGUCUUCCCAUCGUUCAGCACUUGCCCUCUCGACUGGACUAGAACCAUCGAAACAAAGCCUGAGCAUCCGAUUCGUGAGCCAGCCGUUUCCCGUACCGCAAGACUCGUCCGCGCAGAUGUUCUCCCCCUUCUCUACAAGCCAGACACACCGACCUCGUAUACCUUUCACGCUUGCCCAGCCGCUCAGAUCAGAAACACACUCCAUCGCAUCCACAAUGAAGAUAUACCCUUAGGCCUCCGCCUCGAGAACCUGACUUUCUGCUUGCCCAAAGCGAUCGACGAUCAAGGUCUAGCAGUUCCUUGGCUCACGUCCUUAGCAAUCUCGCUAGCCUGGUGCUUACACAACUGUCCGAUUCAACCUGAAGUCAUUGUCACGGAGCCAGAGGUCCGGAUCCGGCAGGCCUAUAUCGCUGUCGACGAAUUAGAGCCCCCUCGACUUCCCACGCUUAAAGCUUCUAUACCUAUCAAGCCUAUAGAUGGAGUACGAUCGAGACUAUCCACCACGGCUACAGAGCUCGUGACCUCCUUCUUGGCUUUCACCGCGUGCUUACCAAGUAAGGAGAUGGGGCAGGAAGAUCAAGUUGCUUUUGCCUUGACAGACUUUCUGAAUGCGAGGGAGGACAAAUGUAAGAGCUGUGUUCUUUGGAGAGGCAUGUGGAGAGAGUGUUUAAAGAGAAUAUAUGGGCCAGAGAUUGCUAGGGCUAUGGUAAAGGAGCUAAAGUUUGAUGUUGGCAUCGCAGAUUUGGCAGAUGUUGUCUGGUAGGCUUCACUGAUGCUUUCACCGGAUGAGUCUGGAAGACUCAACUCGAUUCUGCAGUUUGAUGUGCGUGUUUUUAUGUAGCGUCGUUCAUGAGAUGCGCCGUUGAUCGCAAUCGGGUUUGCCCAGGAGAACAAAGCAGGUCCAUAUUGGAAACACCUAAAUUCCUCCAUAUUUGGCAAAUCACGACUU
This is a messenger RNA of Aureobasidium pullulans EXF-150, 1288 nucleotides long. RefSeq lists its product as uncharacterized. Bases 287 to 1102 code for a protein of 271 amino acids. NCBI's taxonomy places the organism in Eukaryota, Fungi, Ascomycota, Dothideomycetes, Dothideales, Saccotheciaceae. The transcript has 2 exons. The record is from RefSeq and is a predicted model, not a curated record.